AAACAAACAUAAGCUCUCAUUUCUCUCACUUGAUUCUCUGUUGCUUCUUCGUCUUAGAAAUAGAAACUUGUGAUUUGGGUCUAAGAGGUGCUUGUUUGUGAAAGAUUCUGAAAGAAAAACCAGUGAAUUGAAGAGAAGAAGAUUUGUUAUUGAAGAUUGAUUUGAACAGAAAAGCUUGAAUUUUUUAUAUAUAAAUAUCUUUUGAAUUAGAUGACAAUGAAUCCACACCUUCUGGGAUUUACUGGUUCAACAAAUGAAGACCGUUUGGGUAAUCAAUCUUUGCCAAUUCUGCAGAAUCAGAGAUUUGCUACUGGACCCAGAUUUGGAAAUGCUUUAUUUGAUCAGAAUAGGGGAUUUGAUUAUCUUCAGUCUGAUCCAAUACCUGCUAGUACACCUUCAUCCUCUACUCUGACCCAUGAGGAGCAUUCUCCAGAGGAUUGUGAUUUUUCUGAUGCAAUUUUGAGUUACAUCAGUCAGAUCCUUAUGGAAGAAGACAUGGAAGACAAGACAUGCAUGCUUCAAGAAUCUUUAGAUCUUCAAGCAGCUGAGAAACCGUUCUAUGAGGUGCUGGGUGAAAAGUAUCCACCCUCACCCAUAGGAAACCCUAGUCUUAUCAAUCAAAAUGAUGGGGUUGGAGAUAAUAAUUUCUCUGGAAAUUAUGGUAAUUGUCCUGGUACUAAUGGUUAUCUGAAUAGCAUUUUUACAGAUAAUUUCUUGCUCCCAAACUCAGUUGACUUUCCUCCAGAAAGUGUUCAAGGUAAUAAUAGCAUUUCGCAGUCAUCUUAUAGCACUUCCAAUAGUGCAAUUAGUAGUGUGGAAGGGCAUUUAGACUCUCCAGACAGUAUUCUUCAGGUCCCUGAUCUGAGCAGUGAGAGUCAAUCCAUUUGGCAAUUUCAGAAGGGUGUUGAGGAGGCUAGUAAGUUUCUUCCGAGUGGAAAUGGGCUGUUUGCUAAUUUGUUAUCGAUACAGCCAAAAGUGGAAAUGGAUCAAUUGUCAGUUAAGGUGGAGAAGGAUGAGAGGGAAUGUGUUCUUGGUGGAUCCAAGGGAAGGAAGCACCCUCACAGAGAAGAGGGAGAUGUUGAAGAAAAUAGAAGCAGUGAUGGUAAAGAGCAUUAUGUGGCUCGUCGUGAGGCUUUGCAGAAUAAGACAAACAAGACAGCAUUGCCUAAUGGUCAAUCAAAAGCUUCCAAUAGAGGGAAGGGACGAGGUAAGAAACAAAGUGGGAAAAAGGAGGUGAUCGAUUUGAGAACACUUCUGGUCCUUUGUGCUCAAGCUGUUGCAGCAGAUGACUAUAGGAAUGCGCAUGAGUUGCUAAAGCAGAUCAGGCAGCACUCAAGCCCUUUUGGAGAUGGAAAUCAGAGGUUGGCUCAUAUCUUUGCAGAUGGUCUUGAGGCGCGCUUGGCUGGUACUGGAAGCCAAAUUUAUAAGGGACUUGUUAGUAAAAGAACAACAGCUGCUGAUGUUCUAAAAGCUUAUCAUCUAUACCUUGCUGCCUGCCCUUUUAGGAAAAUUUCUAAUUUCACCUCAAACGUCACAAUAAGGACAGCUUCUGCAAAUUCAAUGAGGGUCCAUGUUAUAGAUUUUGGUAUCCUUUAUGGUUUUCAGUGGCCCACCUUUAUACAGCGACUUUCAUGGAGAACAGGAGGGCCACCAAAGCUUCGGAUUACAGGAAUAGACUUCCCACAACCUGGUUUCAGGCCCGCAGAGAGAAUUAUAGAAACAGGACGCCGUUUGGCAGCUUAUGCUGAUUCCUUUAAGGUUCCAUUUGAGUAUAAUGCCAUAGCAAAGAAAUGGGAAACAAUUAAACUUGAAGAACUCAAGAUUGAUAGGGAUGAGUUCCUUGUUGUCACUUGUUUAUAUAGAGGUAAGAACUUGCUGGAUGAAUCUGUUGUAGUGGACAGUCCAAGGAAUAAUUUCCUCAGUUUGAUAAGAAAGAUCAACCCAAAUAUAUUCAUUCACGGCAUUAUGAAUGGGGCGUUCAAUGCCCCUUUCUUUGUUACCCGAUUCCGGGAGGCACUCUUUCACUAUUCAUCACUUUUUGAUAUGCUUGAAUCUAUUGUGCCUCGGGAGGAGUGGGAGAGGAUGCUAAUUGAGAAAGAGAUAUUUGGAAGGGAAGCACUGAAUGUUAUAGCUUGUGAAGGCUGUGAAAGAGUAGAGAGGCCAGAGACAUAUAAACAGUGGCAAGCACGAAUUAUACGGGCUGGGUUUCUGCAACAACCUCUUGAUCGUGAGACAGUGAAGUUGGCAAUGGAGAAAGUAAGAACUGGCUACCACAAGGAUUUUGUAAUUGAUGAAGAUAGGCCAUGGUUAUUGCAAGGUUGGAAGGGGCGUAUCAUUUAUGCCCUUUCUUGUUGGAGACCUGCAUAACACACCAAGAUAGUACAAUACAAAGGUAUUUCACUAAGGCUUUGUGGAUUAGUUUGACUACUGAGGACCUCAGGUACUUCAGUUACCCCAUUUAUCAGUUCUAUUUCACAAUGUAGUUUUUUCUUUUUUGUCAUUGUUGUUCAAUGCAUUUUGAAGGAGAACCUUGGUACAAUAGUUGGUGUUGUCAUCUUAUGACCUAGAGAUCACAUGUUCGAUUCAUGUAAUCAGCCUUUUGUAAAUGCAAGUUAAGGCUACUUACUAUAACCCUUCCGUAAACCAUGCGCAGAGCAGGAGCUUUAUAGUACUAUGUUUUUCAAUGCAUUUUGAAAUUAAUUAUAUGCUAAUAUGACAACUGAACAGGGAACGCCAAAUAUGUAUGGUCAAAUGAUCUUGAGCAAAUGUUCAAGCUGAGAGGUCAGUCGGGUAAAACAUGAGUACCGAGUACCCUGUUUGGAUAGCAGAGUUUAUUUUAACUAUUUGUCAUCACAUAUGCCAUAGAUCUUUAGAAGUUUGUAGUUUGAGGAUGUUAUCUAAAAAAACAAUCAAUUUUAGCAAUGUGGAUUACUUUGCCAUGUAAUACGAGCUAUUGCUGAUUUUGUGGUAUCUAUCUUGAUCCUUCUGCUAGUUUACUUGCUUAAUAGGAGAUGUGAACUUGUGAAACUUGUAAACGGAAUUUAGCAAACCUUAAGU
Molecule: messenger RNA, 3057 nt
Organism: Gastrolobium bilobum
Lineage: Eukaryota; Viridiplantae; Streptophyta; Magnoliopsida; Fabales; Fabaceae
Product: scarecrow-like protein 9
Exons: 3
Coding region: 211-2367 (718 amino acids)
Biological process (GO): regulation of DNA-templated transcription
Cellular component (GO): nucleus
Molecular function (GO): DNA-binding transcription factor activity; sequence-specific DNA binding
Source: RefSeq, a predicted model, not a curated record